AUGGCGGUACCAGUGUGCUCACUGCCGACCAACAUGAACAGCACCGACAAGCUGAAAGUAAUACUCCUAUGCGGCCUAGUAUUAUCGGUCGUAGCCGAAGAGGCGAAGAAGACCGAAUCUAGCGCUAAGCCCAAGGAUGAAAAAUCGAAGCGUGGACUGGAGCUAAGUCUGGGUGAUCACGGUGGUUUUGGGGGCGGUUUCGGCGGCCAUGAUUUAGGCAGUGGAUUCGGAGGCGGUGGAUUCGGAGGCGGAGGUGGAUUUGGUGGUGGCCACGAAAUAAUCUCUACUGAUCACAUCAAGGCGGUUACGGUCACGAAGCACGUGCCAGUGCCGCAUCCGUAUCCGGUGGAGGUCACGAAGCAUGUGCCUUAUCCGGUAAAGGUGCCAGUCAAAGUACCUGUCGACCGCCCGUACCCGGUCCACGUACCGAAACCUUACCCAGUGGAGGUCACGAAGCACGUGCCCUACCCAGUGGAGAAGCCAGUGCCCUUCCCGGUCAAGGUACCCAUAAAGGUGCCCAUCAAAGUACCCUAUCCGGUCAAGGUACCAGUCAAGGUCCCGGUCGAAGUGUCGAAACCAGUGCCCUACCCGGUCAAGGUACCCGUAGUCGUCAAAGAACCUUAUCCCGUAGUCGUUAAGAGUCAUCACGACGAGGGUGGUUUCGGCGGCGGUGAUAUCGGCGGAUUUGGCGGUCACGACUUUGGCGGUCACGACUUUGGCGGCGGUGAUUUCGGCGGACACUACUGAGAAAAUAAGCGCAUGAGAAGAAACGAAGGCUUCAUCGUCUUCCCCUUUUUUGUUUGACGGCUCGCGGCCCAAGAGACCAGGAGAUAUUCGAUGGAUCGAUCAUCGAAGGAUCGAGGAACGACCGGCAAAAGUUGCCACAUCGUUAAUUAAUAGAAGUCAAUACGAUGCGUAAAUAUUGUAUUCUUCGUGAUCCGAUCCUCGAAUUGUACUAUACACCCCGUAAAUGUAAAAAAUAAAUAAAGUAUUUUUUUUUACAUAA
Messenger RNA from Trachymyrmex cornetzi, 1006 nucleotides. RefSeq names its product keratinocyte proline-rich protein. The transcript has 2 exons. Bases 1 to 747 code for a protein of 248 amino acids. The record is from RefSeq and is a predicted model, not a curated record. Lineage: Eukaryota; Metazoa; Arthropoda; Insecta; Hymenoptera; Formicidae.